GGGCCAUGGCGACCCUUCAUAGCACUGCGACCCUGUCCAUACAGAGGGUUACUAUGGUUUGUAUGAGCUUCGGUUCAUGCACCGUCUCAGUCCCGCCACGGCCACUUCAGAAUAUGGGACCCAGCCUCUCAGGACGAACAAGAUAAUACCCUUCAUCAUGGCCCCCAUCAUCCGACCAGCCACCAAAGCUGACGAGGCUGCCCUUUCCAACAUUUGCUUGCUCACCGCAAACGCGGGCACAUCAGCCAAAGACUUACACACCGAUCCAGCACUCCCAGGGCUCAUCUACUCCCUCCCCUACGUAAACCUCGAAUCAACGUGGGGAUUCGUCCUUGAAGACGACGGAGAAGUCGUGGGAUACACCCUUGGCGCGUUUGACACGCGCAAAUUCGAGGAGAGUGCAGAAACGGGAUGGUGGCCCUUGCUCAAAGCGCGCUACGGGCCACUGCUGCAAGAUCCUGACGCAGUGCUCACACCUGCGGACAAGACCUAUAUCAACACCAUCAUGGCGAUCCCAAGAGCAAGUGAUGCGAUGAUGGCAUUCGCACCUGCACAUCUGCACAUCGAUAUCCUGCCGAGCCAUCAGCGGCAGGGAUGGGGGCGGAAGUUGAUUGGACGGGCGAUAGAGAAUUUGAAAGAAAACGGGGUACAGAGCGUUUGGUUGGGCAUGGAUCCGAAGAAUAUAGACGCUGCGGUGUUUUAUGAGCGAUUGGGAUUCGGGAAGGUGGAGGGCGCGCAGGAGGGCAUUAUGGGUAUCACUGUACAACAGUGGGAGGAGUGUGCUGUUUAAAGUUUAAACUGCGAAUGCAGAACGGAUUCUUGACGAUGCUGAACUGAUACGGAGUGAACAUUCCAAUCGCAGACCAGCUGGAUCAGAUAUUAGAUAUGCGGUGAGCAGAAUGUCAUCAAGUUAAAGUGCUGGCGCUGAACAGAUCCGAACAGUGAUCGUUCUGC
Messenger RNA from Suillus paluster, 954 nucleotides. RefSeq names its product acyl-CoA N-acyltransferase. The record is from RefSeq and is a predicted model, not a curated record. Bases 77 to 790 code for a protein of 237 amino acids. NCBI's taxonomy places the organism in Eukaryota, Fungi, Basidiomycota, Agaricomycetes, Boletales, Suillaceae. The transcript is spliced from 2 exons. Gene Ontology annotation, biological process: glycoprotein metabolic process. Gene Ontology annotation, molecular function: acyltransferase activity, transferring groups other than amino-acyl groups; beta-N-acetylglucosaminidase activity.